Molecule: messenger RNA, 1435 nt
Organism: Helianthus annuus (common sunflower)
Lineage: Eukaryota; Viridiplantae; Streptophyta; Magnoliopsida; Asterales; Asteraceae
Product: KIN17-like protein
Exons: 1
Coding region: 115-1299 (394 amino acids)
Biological process (GO): DNA damage response; DNA replication
Cellular component (GO): nucleus
Molecular function (GO): double-stranded DNA binding
Source: RefSeq, a predicted model, not a curated record
CGUCGUUUCACACCGUAACUACCUCCCCCCCUUCAUUCAUUCAUUCCCCCAAUUUACAAACCCUAAAACCCCCUUUCUCCGAUCCAAAACCCCAAUUACAACCUCAAAUCAUCAAUGGGAAAGAACGAAUUCCUAACCCCGAAGGCAAUCGCCAACAGGAUCAAAGCAAAAGGCCUCCAAAAGCUCCGUUGGUACUGCCAAAUGUGCCAGAAACAAUGCCGUGACGAAAACGGAUUCAAAUGUCAUUGUAUGAGUGAAUCUCACCAACGUCAAAUGGAAGUCUUCGGUCAAAACCCUCACCGGAUCGUCGACGGAUACUCCGAAGAGUUCGAAUCCACGUUUCUAGACCACAUGAAACGCAGCCAUAGGUUCAGUCGAAUAGCUGCAACGGUUGUUUAUAAUGAGUAUAUUAAUGAUAGGCAUCAUGUGCAUAUGAAUUCGACGAAAUGGGCGACUUUGACUGAGUUUGUUAAGUAUUUGGGGAAAACCGGGAAGUGUAAGGUUGACGAGACGCCGAAAGGGUGGUUUAUUACGUAUAUUGAUCGCGAUUCGGAGACGAUAUUUAAGGAACGGUUGAAGAAUAAGCGUGCGAAAGCGGAUAUCGUCGAUGAGGAGAAGCAGGAGAGGGAGAUUAAGCGGCAGAUUGAACGGGCCGAACAGUUGGGGUUGGGGAAUGUCGGUGAUAAGAGUGUCGAGAGUGAGGAUAAGAAGCUGUUGCUGCUGCGAGCGGAUGACGGUGGUGAGAAGAAGAUUAAACUUAGUAUCGGUUCGGUUAAAAACGCGGGUAAAGAAAAAGGCGAGGGUAGCUCGAUAUUCAUUUUCGACGAGGUGGAUAAUGUGAACAAGGUUGGGAACGGUAAGAAGGAGAAAAGUGGCGGUGGGUCGGUGUUGGACGAGUUGAUAAAGGAGGAAGAGAAGGCGAAAGAGAGGAUGAACCGGAAAGAUUAUUGGUUGUGUGAAGGGAUAGUUGUGAAGGUUAUGAGUAAAGUUUUGGCGGAUAAAGGUUAUUAUAAGCAAAAGGGUGUGGUUCGGAAGGUGAUUGAUAAGUAUGUAGGGGAAAUUGAGAUGCUUGAAAGUAAGCAUAAGUUGAGGGUGGAUCAAGAAGAGCUUGAAACGGUUAUUCCUCAAAUUGGUGGGCUUGUGAGGGUUGUGAACGGUGCGUAUCGUGGGUCGAAUGCACGAUUGUUGUCUGUUAACACGGAUAAGUUUUGUGCGAAGGUGCAGAUUGAGAAGGGUGUGUAUGAUGGGAGAGUUAUCCAGGCGAUUGAAUAUGAAGACAUAUGCAAAGUUGUUCAGUAAAUGUUUGGUAAGAUCAUUUGAUGAUGUUGCUCAAUAGAGGUGUUUGUUUGCAGUUGCAUAUCUUGUGUAAUAAACGUUUCAAGGAUCGUAUGUGUCAACAUGUUCUAGUUACUGAAUGAUAUUAUCUUUUUUUAUA